CGCCAGGCUGAGACCGCUGGACCAUGGAGGCGGUGGCGGUGGCCGUGGCGCUGGGGUUCCUGCUCCUGGCCGCGGCGGGGGGCUCGGCUGGGGACGAGGCCCGGGAGGCGGCGGCCGUGCGGGCGCUGCUGACCCGGCUGCUGGGGCCCGGGCCGGCAGCCGCCUUCUCGGUGUCAGUGGAGCGCACCCUGGCGGCCGAGUCCGGCCUGGACACCUACCGCCUGAGCGGCGGCGGCGCCGGGGCGCGGGUGCAGGUGCUCGGCUCCACCGGUGUGGCCGCCGCCGCGGGGCUGCACCGCUACCUGCGCGACUUCUGCGGCUGCCAUGUGGCCUGGUCGGGCUCUCAGCUGCGCCUGCCGCAGCCGCUGCCCGCCGUGCCCGAGGUGCUGACCGAGGCCACACCCAACAGGUACCGCUAUUACCAGAACGUGUGCACGCAAAGCUACUCCUUCGUGUGGUGGGACUGGGCCCGCUGGGAGCGGGAGAUCGACUGGAUGGCGCUGAAUGGCAUCAACUUGGCGCUGGCCUGGAGCGGCCAGGAGGCCAUCUGGCAGCGGGUGUACCUGGCCUUGGGCCUGACCCAGUCAGAGAUCGAUGAGUACUUCACUGGCCCUGCCUUCUUGGCCUGGGGGCGCAUGGGCAACCUGCACACCUGGGAUGGCCCCCUGCCCCGCUCCUGGCACCUCAAGCAGCUGUACCUGCAGCACCGGAUCCUGGACCGGAUGCGCUCCUUCGGCAUGAUCCCGGUGUUGCCUGCAUUCGCUGGCCAUGUCCCCAAGGCUAUCACCAGGGUGUUCCCUCAGGUCAAUGUCACCCAGUUGGGCAGCUGGGGACACUUCAACUGCUCCUACUCCUGCUCCUUCCUCCUGGCUCCGGAAGACCGCCUAUUCACCAUCGUGGGGAGCCGCUUCCUGUGGGAGCUGACCAAAGAGUUUGGAACGGAUCACAUCUAUGGGGCCGACACUUUCAACGAGAUGCAGCCCCCCUCCUCGGAGCCCUCCUACCUCGCUGCAGCCACCGCCGCUGUCUACCAGGCCAUGAUUGCAGUGGAUCCUGAGGCCACGUGGCUGCUCCAAGGCUGGCUCUUCCAGCACCAGCCCGACUUCUGGGGGCCUGCCCAGGUGGGGGCUGUGCUGAGGGCGGUGCCCCGUGGCCGCCUCCUGGUUCUGGACCUGUUUGCAGAGAGCCAGCCCGUGUAUAUCCGCACAGCCUCCUUCCAGGGCCAGCCCUUCAUCUGGUGCAUGCUGCAUAACUUCGGGGGCAACCAUGGCCUGUUCGGGGCCCUGGAGGCCGUGAACCGAGGCCCUGCAGCUGCCCGCCUCUUCCCCAACUCCACCAUGGUAGGUACGGGCAUGGCCCCUGAGGGCAUCGGCCAGAACGAAGUGGUCUAUGCCCUCAUGGCUGAGCUGGGCUGGCGGAAGGACCCAGUGGCAGAUCUGGGGGCCUGGGUGACCAGCUUUGCGGCCCGGCGUUAUGGGGUCUCCCACAAGGACGCAGAGGCAGCCUGGAGGCUACUUCUCAGGAGUGUCUACAACUGCUCCGGCGAGGCCUGCAGUGGGCACAAUCGCAGCCCCCUGGUCAGGCGGCCAUCCCUGCAAAUGGUUACCACUGUCUGGUACAACCGAUCAGACGUGUUUGAGGCCUGGGGGCUGCUGCUGACUGCUGCUCCCGCCCUGGCCAGCAGCCCGGCCUUCCGCUACGACCUGGUGGACGUCACUCGCCAGGCCGCCCAGGAGCUGAUCAGCUUGUAUUAUGAGGAGGUGAGGACCACCUACCGGAACAAGGAGCUGGUUCCCCUGUUGCGGGCCGGAGGCAUGCUGGCCUACGAGCUUCUGCCCGCACUGGACAAGGUGCUGGCUAGUGACAGCCACUUCCUGCUGGGCAGCUGGCUGGAGCAGGCCCACGAGGCGGCAGUCAGUGAGGCCGAGGCCCAUUUCUAUGAGCAGAACAGUCGCUACCAGCUGACCCUCUGGGGGCCAGAGGGGAACAUUCUAGACUAUGCCAACAAGCAGCUGGCGGGACUGGUGGCCAACUACUACACCCCGCGCUGGCGGCUCUUCAUGGAGAUGCUGGUUGAGAGCCUGGCCCAAGGCAUCCCCUUCCAACAGCACCAGUUUGACAAGAACGCCUUCCAGCUGGAGCAGGCCUUCGUCCUCAGCACACAGAGAUAUCCUAGCCAGCCCCAAGGGGACACCGUGGACCUAGCCAAGAAGUUCUUUCUCAAAUAUUACCCCCGGUGGGUGGCUGGCUCUUGUGACAGAUUAACCACCCCUGGGUCAUGUUCUCCUCAAACUCCAACUCCAGGCAGGUUGCUGGGGCCUGGAGCUGGACAAGCGUCACAGAAGGUCCCCAGGCCUGGGUGAAGGAACUCAAGACAUACUGGUGGGAUCAGGUAUGGGCCGUUUGGAGGGAGAUAAGCUGCCCUCCCCCACUACCCCAAGUUUGGGAUCAAAGUACUGUUUUAACACAACUUAAUAAACUGAUGAAUCACCUGGACUUGUCUGUCAGAAUGUCACUGCCAUGA
This is a messenger RNA of Diceros bicornis minor, 2524 nucleotides long. It is a transcript of the gene NAGLU, whose product is annotated as N-acetyl-alpha-glucosaminidase. NCBI's taxonomy places the organism in Eukaryota, Metazoa, Chordata, Mammalia, Perissodactyla, Rhinocerotidae. The transcript has 6 exons. The record is from RefSeq and is a predicted model, not a curated record. Bases 24 to 2363 code for a protein of 779 amino acids.